CCUAAAGGCCGUGAGCCGUGAUAGGCUUAGUGGGAAUAAAACCUGGGGCGUGUGGGAGGUGAGUGACAUUUUGGAGCGAGAUGGCGAGAGGGACGGCUGCCACAUACCUGCAUGGAGUUCUUCUCCUGGCUCUGUGGAAACCCUCGCUGCAAGGAGGUGUAUAUGUUCCAACCUCUGGAGGAGCUGGAACCGGCACAGGAGCUGGAACAGGAGCCGGCGGUACUGGAACUGGACCAGGCUUUGGUGCAGGAGGAGGUAGUCCAGAUUUCCAGUCUGGUGGGGGUGGUGGACUUGGUGCUGGUCUAGGUGGAUAUGGUGGACAAGGACCCGGAGGAUUUGGUCCUGGAGGCAUAGGACCAGGAAGUGUUAGACCUGGUGGUUUUGGUCCAGGAGGAGUUGGUCCGGGAGGAGUUGGACCAGGUGGUUUUGGUCCCGGAGGAGUUGGCCCAGGAGGAGUUGGCCCAGGAGGAGUUGGACCAGGUGGUUUUGGUCCGGGAGGAGUCGGCCCAGGAGGAGUCGGCCCAGGAGGAGUUGGCCCAGGAGGAGUUGGACCAGGUGGCUUUGGUCCAGGAGGAGUUGGUCCAGGAGGAGUUGGCCCAGGAGGAGUCGUACCAGGUGGUUUUGGCCCGGGAGGAGUUGGCCCAGGAGGAGUUGGACCUGGGGUCUUUAGGCCAGGUGUGAAACCUCCUAAAACAGGAGGUGGCUACAGUGGGCUUGGAACAGGACAAGGAGGUGUCGGUGUAGGAGGAGGACUGAGACCAGGUGGAGUGGGCACUGGUUUUGGACCAGGCGGAGUUGGCCAAGGAGGAUUUGGUCAAGGAGGAGUAGGACCAGGAGGAGUUGGUCAAGGAGGAGUAGGACCAGGUGGAGCUGGCCCAGGAGGAGUUGGUCAAGGAGGUGUCAGACCGGGUGGAGUUGGCCCAGGAGGGGUUGGUCAAGGAGGAGUUGGACCAGGUGGAGUUGGCCCAGGAGGAUUUGGUCCAGGCGGAGUUGGACCAGGUGGAGUUGGCCCAGGAGGAUUUGGUCCAGGAGGAGUUGGACCAGGUGGAGUUGGUCCAGGAGGAUUUGGUCCAGGAGGAGUUGGACCGGGAGGAGUUGGACCGGGUGGAGUUGGCCCAGGAGGAUUUGGUCCAGGCGGAGCUGGACCUGGUGGAGUUGGAACCGGGGGUUUUAGACCAGGCACUUUUGGUCCAGGAAGUGGUGGACUAGGGGUAAUUCCUGGGGCUGGUGGAAAACCUCCUAAAACAGGAGGUGGAUAUGGUGGGCUUGGAACAGGACAAGGAAGUGCAGGAGGAGGACUGAGACCAGGAGGAGUUGGUACUGGUUUUGGACCAGGUGGAGGUGGCCCUGGAGGCUUUGGAACUGGUCCUGGUGGAGUUGGCCCAGGUGGAUUUGGCCAAGUAGGAGCUGGUACAGCUGGCCAAGGGUAUGGAGGCCUUGGUGCAGGUGGUCCCGGAGGAGGCAGUGGUGUGGUUACAGGUCAGGGAGCAGGUACAGGCUACAGACCUGGAGGUGGUUAUGGGGGAUAUGGUGGUGGUUAUGGACCCAAACCUCCUAAAACAGGUGGUGCGGGAACAGGGGUUGGAGCAGGUGGAACUGGGUUUAGACCUGGAGGUGGUACAGGUGUUGGGCCUGGAGGAACUGGGCAGGUUCCUGGGGGAACAGGAUUUGGUCCUGGAGGUACUGGGUUUGGACCUGGUGGAACCGGGCAAGUUCCUGGGGGAACAGGAUUUGGUCCUGGAGGUACUGGGUUUGGACCUGGUGGAACCGGGCAAGUUCCUGGGGGAACAGGAUUUGGUCCUGGAGGUACGGGGUUUGGACCUGGUGGAACCGGGCAAGUUCCUGGGGGUACUGGGUUUGGACCUGGUGGAACCGGGCAAGUUCCUGGGGGAACCGGAUUUGGUCCUGGAGGUACGGGGUUUGGACCUGGUGGAACUGGGCAAGUUCCUGGGAGUACAGGUUUUGGACCUGGUGGAACUGGGAGUGGUACUGGAGGGGCUGGGAUUGGUCCAGGUGGUGCAGGAAUCGCUCCUGGUGGAACUGGAGUUGGAACUGGAGGAACAGGAACCGGUGCCGGUGGAGCAGUUCCAGGCGGAGGUGCUCCAGUAUUGCCUCAGACUGGUGUAGGACUUGGAGGAAAGACAAGUGCUAAAGCAUCCAAACAAGUUCCAGGAGUCGGAGUACCUGGACUUUAUCAAGGUGGAUUUGUACCAGGUCAAGGUUUCGGAGGCCGUGGGGUUCUCCCUGGAGUAGCCACAGGGUCUGGUAUUGGGCCUCAAACUGGGACUGGGGUACUUGGUCAAGGUGGAACAGGACAAGCAGGCAGUGGUCAACGUGGACAACAGUUAUCUGGAGUUUUUCAUGGUUACCCUCUAAUAUCACCAAAAUCAGGGACAGGAAAAUCAAAGAAACCUGGAAAAGCUGCAGCCAAAUAUGCUGGAGGCGGUUCUCUUGGUCAGGGAAGCACCUUAGGCACUGGAAGACUUCCUGGAGGUGGAGUAGGAGUCAUCCCUGGAACAGCAAGCGGAACAGGAGUCGGACCUAGAGUUGGGGAUGGCUUUGGGACCAGUGGUGGACCUGGAGUGGGAACAGGAGUUGGACCUGGAUUUGGUGGAGGAGUUGGACCAGGAGUUAGACCUGGAGUAGCAACAGGUGCUGGGACUGGAGCAGGGACAGGAGUUGGACCAGGAUUUGGAGGAGGAGCUGGAACAGGAGUAGGCAGUAACACACCUGGGUUAGGUUAUGGCCCUGGCUCAGCCAAAGCACGCAAAUAUGGUAAUGUAGGUCCUGGUGCAACUGGAGUUGGUUCAACAACAGGAGGGGGGGCACUAGGAGGGCUUGGCCGAGGCACAGGGUUGGGACCUGGUUCAGGACUUGGUUUUGGACCAGGUGGUGCUGGCACUGGAUAUGGACCAGGUGGAGUUGGACCAGGCGGUGUCGGCACUGGAUAUGGACCAGGCGGAGUUGGACCAGGCGGUGUCGGCACUGGAUAUGGACCAGGCGGAGUUGGACCAGGUGGUGUAGGCACUGGAUAUGGACCAGGCGGAGUUGGACCAGGCGGUGUCGGCACUGGAUAUGGACCAGGCGGAGUUGGACCAGGUGGAGUUGUGCCAGGUGGUGCUGGCACUGGAUAUGGACCAGGCGGAGUUGGACCAGGCGGUGUCGGCACUGGAUAUGGACCAGGCGGAGUUGGACCAGGCGGUGUCGGCACUGGAUAUGGACCAGGCGGAGUUGGACCAGGUGGUGUAGGCACUGGAUAUGGACCAGGCGGAGUUGGACCAGGUGGAGUUGUGCCAGGUGGUGCUGGCACUGGAUAUGGACCAGGUGGAGUUGGACCAGGGAGUGUUGGUACUGGAUAUGGACCUGGAGGUGUGGGACCAGGUGGAGUCGGAACUGGACCGGGGGGAUAUGAUGCCAGUGCCAAAGCUCGCAAAUAUGGUAUGUUAAGUGGAGCACUUGGAGGACCUUCAGGUGUUGGACAAAGUGGAGUUGGCCCUGGAUAUGGACCAGGAGGUGCUGGUCAAGGGGGAGUUGGCACUAGAUAUGGACCAGGAGGAGUUGGACCAGGUGGGGUUGGUACUGGAUAUGGACCAGGAGGAGUUGGACCAGGUGGGGUUGGCACUGGAUAUGGACCAGGAGGAGUUGGACCAGGUGGGGUUGGUACUGGAUAUGGACCAGGAGGAGUUGGACCAGGUGGGGUUGGUACUGGAUAUGGACCAGGAGGUGCUGGACCAGGUGGGGUUGGUACUGGGUAUGGACCAGGAGGUGUUGGACCAGGUGGGGUUGGUACUGGAUAUGGACCAGGAGGUGCUGGACCAGGUGGGGUUGGUACUGGGUAUGGACCAGGAGGUGUUGGACCAGGUGGGGUUGGUACUGGAUAUGGACCAGGAGGUGCUGGACCAGGUGGAGUUGGCACUGGAUAUGGAGCAGGAGGAUAUGCAGGAGCCAAAGCACGCAAAUAUGGAGUCCCUGGAGGUGUAGGAGGUACACUGGGUACAGGAGGAGUUGGGGUUGGAACUGGGCCCGGGUCUGGAUUUGGAGUAGGUGGAGGGAUUCCUGGAAGAGGGGGAGUGACAACUGGUGGUGGCCCUGGAUCAGGACUUGGGACAGCAGGGACACCUGGUACCGGCAUUGGAACAGGAGGAGGGCCUGGUGGCUUUGGACCAGGUAGUGCUGGAGGGUAUCCUGGUGGUGCAAAGUCUCUCCAAUAUGGGCUCCCAGGUGGAGCUGGAGCUCCUGGAUCUGAAUUUGGGGGUCAAGGGACUGGAGGGGUUCCUAAUGUCAGCAGAGGACCAGGAGUUGGCACAGUAGCUGGAACGGGUUAUGUUCCAGGAGGAGGUUAUGGAAUAGGCACAGGAGCUGGAUAUGGAACAGGUUAUCGACCUGGAUCCAAACCUUCUAAAUACGGUCAAGUUGGGUCCAGUGGAGGCGGGGUACUUGGAGGGGGAGCAGGACAAGGUGCUGUUCUACCCGGGACAGGAGUAGGAACCAGGGUUGGAGGCAAUGAAACGAUCAGCACUAGCGGUGCAAGACCAACUUCACGCCCUGGUGAAACAAGACCUGGAGCUCCGGAUGGCACACCAACACCAGCAGCGGAAGUUGAGAGCGGUACUGCCACUGUUUUGGAGGGCUCCGGCAUUCCUGGAGGAGAUGGAGGGACAGUUGUAGGUGAGAGGCCAGUGGGAGGACAUGGAGAUGGUUUGAAUGGAAGCAGUAUUCCCAUCAUUGGAUCAAUUCCAGGAUUUAACGGGACCACAAUUCCAGAUUCCACAGGAGCUCCCUCUGGUUCAGGUGGGGACCUGUCAGGUGGAGGGCUCUCACAAGCCAGACCUCUCAAACCUCCAGGUGUUCCUAGGGGUGACACGCCAGGCGAGGGAGAUGGAGAAGGAGGACCUGAUGGGGAGAGUGAUGGUAGGCAAAGCAGUGAAGGAAGACCAGGAAGAGUUGGAGGGAGCCCGACUGCAGCUGAGGGAGCAGGAAAUGUCUCAGGCAGAGAAACAGGAGUACCAAGAGGGGACACUCCAGCCACUGGAAUUGGAAUCCAACCAGGGAGAUCUGCUGGUGCAGUCGAAGGAACAGCGAAACCACCUAAAGACGGGGCUCUAGCAGGAGGUGCAGGUGUUCAACCAGGUGGAGUUGGAGGUGGAACUGGAGGCACUGGGGUGGUGCCAGGGGCCGUUGGUUCUAGUGGAGUAGGAACAGGCAUUGCAAAGCUUGGAAAAAGCUACAAUCAAGCUGGGGUUCUACCAGGUGGAGGUCAACGCUACCCCAGUAGUGGCGGGUAUGGUGCUGGUCAAGGAGGUUAUGGAACUGGGCCUGGCGGGUUUGGAACUGGUCCAGGAGGUGUAGCACCAGGCUCAGGUUAUGGAGCUGGAGUUGGACCCGGCAGCUAUGGUCCUGGUGUUGGACCUGGAAGCUCGCUCCCUGGAGGUGGUUACGGACCCAGUGGUACUGGUCAAGCUGGAUUUGGACCAGGCGCUGCCAGCACAGGACUAGGAGGGGCUGGAAACAGACCAGGCACUUUUGGUCCAGGUGGUGUUGGCACUGGGCCAGGCAGCUUUGGACCUGGUGGAGCAGGGUCUAUUCCUGGUGUUUAUUCUGCUGGAGGUCAAGGACUAGGAACCAGAAAACCACCAAAAACAGGCUAUGGAUCAUCACUGGGUGGAGCUGGAUAUGGCCAAGGUACUGGACCUGGCAGAUACGGACCUGGUGUUGUUGGGCCUGGAGGAGUCUCACCAGGUGGAGCCGGCACAGGAACCGGAGGCUUUGGACCAGGUGGCACUGGAACUGGAGGCUUCGGACCUGGUGGCACUGGAACUGGAGGCUUCGGACCAGGUGGAGCCGGCACAGGAACAGGAGGCUUUGGACCAGGUGGUGCUGCAACCGGAGGUUUUGGACCAGGUGGUGCUGGGACUGGAACGAGAGGUUUUGGACCAGGUGGUACUGGCACAGGAACUGGAGGCAUUGGACCAGGAAGCCAGACUUUGGGAAAAAGAAAGCCCUUUAAAUCUGGAGCUGGCACAGGACCUGGAGGCUUUGGACCAGGUGGUGCUGGCACAGGAAGUAGAGGCUUUGGACCAGGAGGUGCUGGUACAGGAACUGGAGGCUUUGGACCAGGAGGCACUGGCACAGGAACUGGCGGCUUUGGACCAGGAGGUGCUGGCACAGGAACUGGAGGCUUUGGACCAGGAGGUGCUGGCCAGGGAACUGGAGGCUUUGGACCAGGAGGUGCUGGCACAGGAACUGGAGGCUUUGGACCAGGAGGUGCUGGCCAGGGAACUGGAGGCUUUGGACCAGGAGGUGCUGGCACAGGAACCGGAGGCUUUGGACCAGGAGGUGCUGGCCAGGGAACUGGAGGCUUUGGACCAGGAGGUGCUGGCACAGGAACUGGAGGCUUUGGACCAGGAGGUGCUGGCACAGGAAUCGGAGGCUUUGGACCAGGAGGUGCUGGCCAGGGAACUGGAGGCUUUGGACCAGGAGGUGCUGGCACAGGAACUGGAGGCGUGGGACCAGGGAGCCAAAGUUUAGGCAAAAGGAAGCCUUAUAAAUCUGGAGCUGGCAUAGGAACUGGAGGCUUUAGACCAGGUGGUGUUGGCCUUGGAACUGGAGGAUUCAGACCAGGUGGCACUGGUACUGGAGGUUUUGGACCUGGAGGUGCUGGAACAGGACCUGGAAGCUUUGGACCUGGAGGAGCUGGCACAGGACCCGGAGGUUUUGGACCAGGUGGAGCUGGAACAGGAACUGGAGGCUUUGGACCAGGAGGUGCUGGCCAGGGAACUGGAGGCUUUGGACCAGGAGGUGCCGGCACAGGAACUGGAGGCUUUGGACCAGGGGGUGCUGGCCAGGGAACUGGAGGCUUUGGACCAGGAGGUGCUGGCACAGGACCUGGAGGUGUGGGACCAGGGAGCCAGAGUUUAGGGAAAAGAAAGCCUUCUAAAUCUGGAGCUGGCAUAGGAACUGGGGGCUUUGGACCAGGUGGUGUUGGCCUUGGAACUGGAGGUUUCAGACCAGGUGGCACUGGUACUGGAACUGGAGGUUUCGGACCAGCUGGAGCUGGAACAGGGCCUGGAGGUUUCUUACCAGGUGGAACUGGAACAGGACCUGGAGGCUUUGGACCAGGAGGCGCUGGCACAGGAACUGGAGGCUUUGGACCAGGAGGCGCUGGCACAGGAACUGGAGGCUUUGGACCAGGAGGCGCUGGCACAGGAACUGGAGGCUUUGGACCAGGAGGCGCUGGCACAGGAACUGGAGGCUUUGGACCAGGAGGCGCUGGCACAGGAGCUGGAGGCUUUGGACCAGGAGGCGCUGGCACUGGAACUGGAGGCUUUGGACCAGGAGGCGCGGGCACAGGAACUGGAGGAUUCAUACCAGGUGGAGCAGGAACAGGACCUGGAGGUUUCAGACCAGGUGGCACUGGAACUGGAACUGGAGGUUUCGGACCAGGUGGAGCUGGAACAGGACCCGGAGGUUUCAGACCAGGUGGUGUUGGGACUGCAACUGGGUUUGGACCAGGUGGACAAGGAUUUGGAAAAAGGAAACCUUCUAAAUCAGGUUACGGAGGAGCUGGUUAUGGAGCAGGAGGUACAGGAGGAGCUGGUCCUGGAGGAUUUGGCCCUGGCGGAACUGGGACAGGCCCUUCUGUAGCCACUGGAGGUGCUGGAUCUACUGGCUUUGGUCCAGGAGGAACUGGAACUGGAAGCUUUGUUCCAGGAGGCACCGGAACUGGUGGUUUUGGUCCUGGAGGAACUGGUGCUGGUGGUUUUGGGCCUGGAGGGGCUGGAAGCGUGACAGGAGGUUUCCAACCUGGUGGGCAAUCACUUGGAUCAAGAAAGCCACCUAAAUCUGCGUAUGGUUCCUAUUUGGGUGGAACUGGAUAUGGACAGGGAGGGGGCACUGGGCCUGGAUAUGGUGCUGGGGCAGGAGGUGGCUACCCAGCUAAAGCACAGAAAGCAGCCAAAUAUGCUGCCAUGCAGGCCUUCCUUGGAGCUGGAGGCUACAGAGGUGGAGGCUGUCAGGGUGACUACUGUGGUCGAAGGAGGAAGUGA
Cyprinodon tularosa is the source of this 8045-nucleotide messenger RNA. Its product is annotated as fibroin heavy chain-like. Lineage: Eukaryota; Metazoa; Chordata; Actinopteri; Cyprinodontiformes; Cyprinodontidae. The transcript is spliced from 48 exons. The record is from RefSeq and is a predicted model, not a curated record. Bases 81 to 8045 code for a protein of 2654 amino acids.